GAGGAGGCUUGCCUUUCCGAAGCUGGAGAGGAUUUUCCGGGGGUUCGCCUUCCCCUGCCUGGGAAGAAUUUCCCCUCUGGUAGCAGCCGCAGCAGCAGCGCGACCUCCUCUUCUGGAGACCAGAGCAGAAUGCCUGUGCUCGAGCGCUAUUUCCACUCGGCAGAGCUGGGCAGAAGGUGGACGGCCCCAGAAGGUGUGCUGCCCUCCUCCCUGGGCAGCCGGCCGGUGUGCCAGCAGGGGCCGCUGCCCUGGGACUUGCCAGAGAUGAUCAGGAUGGUAAAGCUGGUUUGGAAAUCCAAAAGUGAGCUGCAGGCGACCAAACAGAGAGGCAUUCUGGAGAAUGAAGAUGCUCUCCACAGCUUUCCAGGAGAUGUACGACUGAGGGGUCAGACGGGGGUUCCUGCUGAACGCCGCGGCUCCUACCCAUUCAUCGACUUCCGCCUCCUUAACAAUACAACACACUCAGGGGAAAUUGGCACCAAGAAAAAGGUGAAAAGACUGUUAAGCUUUCAAAGAUACUUCCAUGCAUCAAGGCUGCUUCGUGGAAUUAUACCGCAAGCCCCGCUCCACCUGCUGGAUGAAGACUACCUUGGACAAGCCAGGCAUAUGCUCUCCAAAGUGGGAAUGUGGGAUUUUGACAUUUUCUUGUUUGAUCGCUUGACAAAUGGAAACAGCCUGGUAACACUGCUGUGCCACCUCUUCAACGCCCAUGGGCUCAUUCACCACUUCAAGUUAGAUAUGGUGACCUUACACAGGUUUUUAGUCAUGGUUCAAGAAGAUUACCACAGCCAAAACCCAUAUCACAAUGCUGUUCAUGCGGCCGACGUCACCCAGGCCAUGCACUGCUACCUAAAGGAGCCAAAGCUCGCCAGCUCCCUCACACCUCUGGACAUCAUGCUUGGACUGCUGGCUGCCGCAGCCCACGAUGUUGACCAUCCAGGGGUAAACCAGCCAUUUUUGAUCAAAACAAACCACCACCUUGCCAACCUAUAUCAGAAUAUGUCUGUGCUGGAGAAUCACCACUGGCGAUCUACGAUCGGCAUGCUUCGAGAAUCAAGACUUCUGGCUCACUUGCCAAAGGAAAUGACACAGGAUAUUGAACAGCAGCUGGGCUCCUUGAUCUUGGCAACAGACAUCAACAGACAGAAUGAAUUUUUGACCAGAUUGAAAGCUCACCUCCACAAUAAAGACUUAAGACUGGAGGAUGUACACGACAGGCACUUUAUGCUUCAGAUUGCCUUGAAGUGUGCUGACAUUUGCAAUCCUUGUAGAAUCUGGGAGAUGAGCAAGCAAUGGAGUGAAAGGGUCUGUGAAGAAUUCUACAGGCAAGGUGACCUUGAACAGAAAUUUGAACUGGAAAUCAGUCCUCUUUGCAAUCAACAGAAAGACUCAAUCGCUAGUAUACAAAUUGGUUUCAUGACCUACAUCGUGGAGCCCCUCUUCCGUGAAUGGGCCCGUUUCACGGGACACAGCGCCCUGUCUGAGAGCAUGCUAAGCCACCUGGCGCACAACAAAGCCCAGUGGAAGAGGCUGUUGCCCAACCAGCGAAGGAACAGCAGCGGUGGCGGUGGCAGCGCCGGCCCGGGGACCGAGGCUGAGGAGCAGACCGUGACCGAAGGCGACGCCCCGUAGUGCCAG
Molecule: messenger RNA, 1638 nt
Organism: Physeter macrocephalus (sperm whale)
Lineage: Eukaryota; Metazoa; Chordata; Mammalia; Artiodactyla; Physeteridae
Gene: PDE7B
Product: phosphodiesterase 7B
Exons: 12
Coding region: 130-1632 (500 amino acids)
Molecular function (GO): 3',5'-cyclic-AMP phosphodiesterase activity
Source: RefSeq, a predicted model, not a curated record